Molecule: messenger RNA, 2648 nt
Organism: Meriones unguiculatus (Mongolian gerbil)
Lineage: Eukaryota; Metazoa; Chordata; Mammalia; Rodentia; Muridae
Gene: Pdia3
Product: protein disulfide isomerase family A member 3
Exons: 13
Coding region: 154-1671 (505 amino acids)
Biological process (GO): response to endoplasmic reticulum stress; protein folding
Cellular component (GO): endoplasmic reticulum; cell surface
Molecular function (GO): protein disulfide isomerase activity
Source: RefSeq, a predicted model, not a curated record
CCGAGCCGGCCUAAGGGUUGGGACCUCGGCGGCAGGUCUGCCCGGGCCAGACGCGCGAGCGCAGGCGGCGGCUGCAGGUUGCGGGCGCCCCCCUUCUCGGCUUCCCCACCCCCGGCCCCGACCCUCCGAGCGUCCCCGCCGCGUCUCGCCGCCAUGCGCUUCGGCCGCCUAGCGCUGCUCCCGGGCGUGGCGCUGCUGCUCGCCUCGGCCCGCCUCGCCGCCGCCUCCGACGUGUUGGAACUCACGGACGAAAACUUCGAGAGUCGCGUCUCCGACACGGGCUCGGCGGGGCUCAUGCUAGUCGAGUUCUUCGCGCCCUGGUGUGGACAUUGCAAGAGGCUUGCCCCUGAAUAUGAAGCUGCAGCAACUAGAUUAAAAGGAAUAGUCCCGUUAGCAAAGGUGGAUUGCACUGCCAACACAAACACCUGUAAUAAGUAUGGAGUCAGUGGCUACCCAACCCUUAAAAUAUUUAGAGAUGGUGAAGAAGCAGGUGCUUAUGAUGGGCCUAGGACUGCAGAUGGAAUUGUCAGUCACUUGAAGAAACAAGCAGGACCAGCUUCCGUUCCUCUCAGGACUGAGGAGGAAUUUAAGAAGUUCAUUAGUGAUAAAGAUGCCUCGGUUGUGGGUUUUUUCAGGGAUUUAUUCAGUGAUGGGCACUCCGAGUUCCUGAAAGCAGCCAGCAACUUGAGAGAUAACUACCGAUUUGCACAUACCAACAUUGAGUCUCUGGUGAAGGAAUACGAUGAUAAUGGAGAGGGGAUCACUUUAUUUCGCCCUUCACAUCUUGCUAACAAGUUUGAAGACAAAACCGUGGCAUACAAUGAACAGAAAAUGACCAGCGGCAAGAUUAAAAAGUUUAUUCAGGAAAACAUUUUUGGUAUCUGUCCUCAUAUGACAGAAGACAAUAAAGAUUUGAUACAAGGCAAGGACUUACUUACAGCUUACUAUGAUGUGGACUAUGAAAAGAAUGCUAAGGGUUCCAACUAUUGGAGAAACAGGGUGAUGAUGGUGGCAAAGAAAUUCCUUGAUGCUGGACACAAACUCACCUUUGCUGUAGCUAGCCGUAAAACCUUUAGCCAUGAACUGUCCGAUUUUGGCUUGGAAAGCACUACUGGAGAGGUUCCUGUUGUGGCUGUCAGAACUGCUAAAGGAGAGAAGUUUGUCAUGCAGGAGGAGUUCUCGCGGGAUGGCAAGGCUCUUGAAAGGUUCCUGCAGGAUUACUUUGAUGGCAACCUGAAGAGAUACCUGAAAUCUGAACCUAUCCCAGAGACUAACGACGGGCCUGUCAAGGUUGUGGUAGCAGAAAAUUUUGAUGAAAUAGUGAAUGAUGCAGAUAAGGACGUACUGAUUGAGUUUUAUGCUCCUUGGUGUGGUCACUGUAAGAAUCUGGAACCCAAAUACAAAGAGCUGGGAGAAAAACUCAGCAAAGACCCAAAUAUUGUCAUAGCCAAGAUGGAUGCCACAGCCAAUGAUGUGCCUUCUCCAUAUGAAGUCAAAGGUUUUCCUACCAUCUACUUCUCACCAGCCAACCAGAAGCUAAAUCCAAAGAAAUAUGAAGGUGGCCGUGAAUUAAAUGAUUUUGUUAGCUAUCUACAAAAAGAAGCUACAAACCCUCCUAUAAUUCAAGAAGAAAAACCCAAGAAGAAGAAGAAGGCGCAAGAGGACCUCUAAAGCAUUAGCCAAAUGCACCACUUUGUAAAAGGACUCUUACACCAGAGAUGGCAAAACCAUCAGAGGACAGAGUGAUACAUUCUGAAUCCUGUUAAAUUUUCUCUAAACUGUUUCUUAGCUGCACUGUUUAUGAAAAUACCAGGACCAGUUUAUGUUUGUGGUUUGGGGAGAAAAUUAUUUGUGUUGGGAAGAAUGUUGUGGGGGUGGGGGGAAUUAAGUUGGGGGUUAUUUUCUAAUUUUUUUUUUGUACAUUUGGAACAGUGACAAUAAAUGUGCCCCCUUUAUACUGUCGGUUUUUUUCCCCUCUUGGAAUGGAGAAUCGGGGUCUCUGUUACUGUAGAACUUUCUUUGGGCUAGAAAUGUUUGGUCUGUGCUGUUCAAUGCUUUUAUCUAAGCCAGGCAUGUUGACACACACCUGUAAUCCCAGCACUUCAUAGAUGCAGGCAAGAGAUCCAAAGUUCAAGGUCAUCCUUGGCUACAUGGCAUGUUUGAGGCUAGCACCUUAAGCUAUAGGAAAUCGCAAUCUUUUUAAAGCUUUAUAAUACUUAUGCCUAUCCCCAUAUCUUUGGACUGGCUGGGUCCCAUUACCAUCUCUAAAUCGUUUAAAUUUCUUAAUUUUCUUCCGUAGCCCAGGCUGGCCUUGAACUUGUGACAGUCCUUCCUCCCUAGGCCCCAGGUACUGAGAUUACAGUUGUUUCUGGCCUUGUUCAUGUCCUAAAGACUGCUUAUCCCUGCCAUGCAGCCAAGUUUCUGCAUGUUCAUACCUAAGAGCUGUUCUCUGCCUAGAAAUGCCUUGUGUGAGCGACAUUAGUUUGUGUGAGGAGCUGUCGGCACUCGCAGCUCUCCCUAAGUCCUUGGGUGUAGACAUUAACUUUCCUCCAGUGAAACAGAAACAGUGUAAUCCUGGCAAGAACAAGAACCUAAAGAUCUGUUUUCUUUUGAAUGGAUUAAAGCAUUGCCCUCUUUUUAUAGCUAAA